AUGAUUGUACCAUAUCGCAUAGCCCUAAGACUCAAGAAAGUGUAUUCUACAGGAUUCUGAGAAAAUGUAGGAGCUGCCUUCUGAGUGGUUCUGACUCUGAAGCAAUGCUGGGUUCAGGCUGUGCUGUUUGGACUGUUCCUCCUCUUCCUGCUCCUCUCUGGCUCAUUCUUGGCCUCUCAAAUGGGUCUUGUUGUGGUCCUCCUGGCUGGCCACUAUGCUGUCCUCUACGUCUUUGAUCACUGGGACCUGAAGGACAUUUGGGCCUGAUACAUACUCCCAGAUCAGGUUAGUUGCUUCUGGGUAGCACAGUCUGAAGGCUCCAUUGUGGGGACUGUGGACCUAUUGCCAUGUGUGGAAAAGCCUGGAGCCUGGGAGCUAAAGCGUAUCUCUGUGUUCCGGGGACAAGGCCUCGCUAAGGCGCUGUGUCAGAUUGCUCUGAGGUUUGGCAGGGUGGUGCUCUUCGUCUCACUGGUGCAAUCAGAUGUUCAUAAACUCUGCCACAGCCUGAGAUUCUACAUAGAGAAGUUUGUGUGGCCAUCACUUCCUGCCAGAGUGAUGAACUUUUUGUGGUUAGAAUACUCGUACACAGUAAAGUAUGAUAAGGCUGUAACCUGAUUGUUUCUCCAAGCAUGUUUUCUCAUAACUAUCAGACACUUUUUAACUAUAUCUGUCCAAAUGUUUACAGACACCAUCUCCUAUCCCAUACUUUCCUCUAAAAUCAUGAGAGCUAUUUAGGCAUAGUUGACCUCCCCUUGCAGCAGUAACAGCUACUUUCAGUGUAUCCAAUAUUGUAAUAAAACAAAUAAUAUUAUUAUAACUUGAUAAUAUUAAUAAUAUUUUAACUUGAUUUUUAAUAAAUGUAACAAUGCUUGGUUCACUCAUUUAUAUUAAAUGUAAUUUAUAUUCCAAUAACCAUUUGGAGAACACAUUUACAAAAAACAGCCAUCAUGAAGCCUUUGGGUGUAUUUGCAUAUCUCUGUUAGAGGGCGGAACCUAGUGAGCUGAUGCGUUUUUAACUCUCACCCGGUGUCUGUUAGAAGCUCUCUUCAGUGGAAGUCCAAGUUCUUAGCAUUGGAUCUACAGAAAUUCUAAUUAUUCUCCUGCAGGUAAAGUAUUAUUCAUUUAUUUGCUUACUGAGUGCACUAGAAUAUAAAAUUGAUGUGUAAAGGUUAAAGAUGUGUAAGCUACUGUUAAUGCUAACUUUGAGGAAUUGCUGAGGUAUAGAAUGAUAACUGUAUAUAUUAAUGUUAUUUGCGUGUGUCUACCUACCAACCUACCUAUACCUACCUGUCUAAUACAAAUGAUAACUUAGAAUAAAAUAUUUCUCAUUGACUUUUA
This is a messenger RNA of Astyanax mexicanus (Mexican tetra), 1338 nucleotides long. RefSeq names its product N-acetyltransferase 8. Lineage: Eukaryota; Metazoa; Chordata; Actinopteri; Characiformes; Acestrorhamphidae. The record is from RefSeq and is a predicted model, not a curated record. Gene Ontology annotation, molecular function: N-acetyltransferase activity.